Messenger RNA from Pelmatolapia mariae (spotted tilapia), 838 nucleotides. RefSeq lists its product as uncharacterized. The coding region runs from base 66 to 650 and encodes 194 amino acids. The transcript has 5 exons. The record is from RefSeq and is a predicted model, not a curated record. NCBI's taxonomy places the organism in Eukaryota, Metazoa, Chordata, Actinopteri, Cichliformes, Cichlidae.
UCACUUUCAAGGAAAAUGAGAAACACUUGUUACAGUGAACUUAAGUAUUGAUUGACUUGUAAAAGAUGUGCAGGCUGACAUUGCUCAUCAAGCUGUUGCUGUUGCAUUAUGCGAGCCAGAGUAAAAUCGAUAUCAAAAGAAGCUGCAAUGAAGAUGUCUCACUUGAGUGUCCAGUUGCUGAAAAGAGCAAUUUCCUCUCUGUGGCAUGGUACAAGGUAAACAAUGGGAAUAAACAUGGCAUUAUCAGGAGGGGAAAGGAUGAGGAACCAAUGUACUACAACUUUUCUCGUGAGGUCACAUUUGGGGAGAAGCAGAAUCUACUUCUGCGUAAGGUUUUACCUGCCGAUUCAGGCGAUUACGAGUGUGUCAUCAGCGCAAAUGUAGGGGGUCAAAACCAUAAUCACAAAGUCAGCCUGAUCGUUGAUGAGUGCGUGCCCACAGCUCCACUGACAACACUGAAUUAUUUGAACACAACAUUGACAACUCCGACCAGUCCGCCCUGCCAGACACAAGUCCUGGACCUGCCGGUCACGUGGAGCACAGCUGGCUAUGCGGCAGUGGCCCUGGCCAAAAUAGUUCUGUCUCUAAUCGUCAUCUGGAUUAUUCAUCUCAGAUCUUCAAGGCAACGAUAUAAUAGGUGGCAUAGCUGAACCAACAAUACAGACCCUCUACACACACCCUUCCACGCGAGCGGGGAAUUUUUUUCUUUUUAAUUUAUUCUAUUUCUAAAUGAGUUUUGGAAGACUUGUGUAUUUUUUUUUUUUACAUGUAAAUUGUAACAGUUUCUGAGACCUCUACAUAAUGAAUGUAAAUUUUCAAAUGUAAUAAACAAUAAACA